UUUCAAUUUAUUGCUCGUGUGCGGUCUUCAGGUUCCAAUGCAACUUUUGCUCUCGGAGACACUACUAUAGCCACACUCGCUCAGCAACUCCCUCACCGCGGACAACACCCGGCCUACUCAGCCUUUGGAGGAGCCCAAGGCAAGGGCUUUUACUCCCGUCCAGGCAUGAGUGAGCAAGAUGUAGCGCUGUCCGAAGCCACAGAGGGCCAACCACUCGUGGGUUCACUAUGGACUCGAUCACUAAUUGCCGGAGCCGUCGCCGGCCUAACAGUCGACUUCUCCCUCUACCCCCUCGACACGAUCAAAACACGACUCCAAUCAAACCUAUUACACAAUAACCAUGGCAGCAGUUCAACUUCUCCCACCUCCAGUAUCCUCCCCCGGCACACCGUCCGCGGCACCCUACGCAGCAUGUACGCCGGCCUCCCAUCCGCCAUGCUCGGAUCCAUGCCCUCGGCCGCGUUCUUCUUUCUCGUCUACGACGGAGUGAAACGAUCAUUAACUCCCACCAAUUCAACAACCCCUACCUACGCACACAUGCUCGCCUCCUCACUCGGCGAAAUCGCCGCCUGUGCAAUCCGCGUCCCGACGGAAGUCGUCAAACAACGUGCUCAGGCCGGUCUGUUCGGCGGUUCAUCAUCGCUCGCCUUUCAAGAUAUAUUGUCCCUACGACAUACUGAGGGCUACACCACAAUGGUGCGCGAACUCUAUCGAGGCGGUGGAAUCACAAUCAUGCGUGAGAUUCCAUUUACGAUUGUCCAGUUUAGUUUGUGGGAGUAUUUCAAGGAGGAGUGGUCGGCGAAACAGACCAGAGAUAAAACCCGAGAGGAAGGGCAUGUGACGGCCGCGGAGAGUGCUGUGUUUGGGAGUGUUGCGGGUGCGGUUGCGGCGGGGUUGACUACGCCUCUGGAUGUUUUGAAGACGAGGAUCAUGCUGGCUAGGAGGGAAACAACCAAGCCUGUGACCUCAGGAGGCACCGCAACUGCUGAUACCACCAUUGGUACUGGUCCUGUCAGAGCAAGAGCAGGCCCCGUCAAAGUCCUACAAGAUAUUCUGAAACAAGAAGGCCCAAAGGGCUUGUUUCGUGGUAUCGUGCCCCGGAUCGGCUGGAUUAGUACGGGCGGCGCCAUCUUUCUGGGGACGUACCAAUAUGUUUGGAACAUGCUUGCUUCGGAGCAACAACCAAAAAGUCUUGCUGGGGGUGGUGGUGAUGUAUAACCCGCAGAUUGGGGAACUCUCAGCAAACCAACCACUGUAUACUUGAAUAUCAUGGUCGAAUGAUCGGAAUAGACAGAACCUAAUGUACUCGUAUAUUGUUUGAUUUUUAUUCGCUAGGUACAACUACAUAUUCCAAGGCCUUGACAAUCAAUCCAUCCCCAGAUCAGAUACCAAGUCGCAUCAAAAUAUACAGGAAUACAGAGUAG
Messenger RNA from Exophiala dermatitidis NIH/UT8656, 1424 nucleotides. RefSeq names its product MC family mitochondrial carrier protein. Gene Ontology annotation, molecular function: S-adenosyl-L-methionine transmembrane transporter activity. Gene Ontology annotation, biological process: transmembrane transport. The coding region runs from base 166 to 1218 and encodes 350 amino acids. The transcript has 2 exons. The record is from RefSeq and is a predicted model, not a curated record. Lineage: Eukaryota; Fungi; Ascomycota; Eurotiomycetes; Chaetothyriales; Herpotrichiellaceae. Gene Ontology annotation, cellular component: mitochondrial inner membrane.